This is a messenger RNA of Nicotiana tabacum (common tobacco), 1852 nucleotides long. Its product is annotated as ruvB-like protein 1. The record is from RefSeq and is a predicted model, not a curated record. Gene Ontology annotation, molecular function: ATP binding; ATP-dependent activity, acting on DNA; ATP hydrolysis activity. Lineage: Eukaryota; Viridiplantae; Streptophyta; Magnoliopsida; Solanales; Solanaceae.
AACCGGGGCGUUUAGUGCAUUUUACAUCUUUACUCUUCAAAACCCCCCACCAUCGCCUCCAUCAGUGAAGCUUUUGCUAAACCCCUAACAAAGAAGAAGAAGAAGAAAAGAACGGCUAAAGAGACACACUAAAGAAGAAAAAUAUGAAGAUAGAAGAGGUACAAUCAACCACUAAGAAGCAGAGAAUUGCCACUCAUACGCACAUUAAAGGCCUUGGCCUUGAGCCCAAUGGGAUGCCAAUACCACUGGCAGCUGGAUUUGUGGGUCAGGCAGCAGCUAGAGAAGCUGCAGGGCUUGUGGUUGAUAUGAUACGCCAAAAGAAGAUGGCAGGUCGUGCUUUACUGCUUGCUGGUCCGCCUGGUACGGGGAAGACAGCUCUUGCUCUUGGUAUAUCACAAGAACUUGGAAGCAAGGUUCCAUUUUGCCCGAUGGUUGGAUCUGAAGUGUAUUCAUCAGAAGUGAAGAAAACUGAGGUUUUAAUGGAAAAUUUUCGUCGAGCUAUUGGUCUUCGUAUCAAGGAAAAUAAGGAAGUUUAUGAAGGAGAGGUGACUGAACUAUCUCCAGAAGAGAGUGAGAGCAUGACAGGUGGAUAUGGUAAAAGUAUUAGCCAUGUUAUCAUUGGGUUGAAAACUGUCAAAGGUACCAAACAAUUGAAGCUUGACCCCACAAUAUAUGAUGCCUUAAUUAAAGAGAAGGUAGCUGUUGGUGAUGUCAUUUACAUUGAAUCAAACAGUGGAGCGGUUAAAAGAGUGGGCAGAAGUGAUGCUUUUGCCACAGAAUUUGAUCUUGAGGCAGAGGAGUAUGUUCCACUUCCUAAAGGAGAGGUUCACAAAAAGAAGGAGAUAGUCCAGGAUGUUGCAUUACAUGAUCUUGAUGCUGCAAAUGCACGUCCACAAGGAGGACAAGAUAUAUUGUCCCUUAUGGGUCAAAUGAUGAAACCUAGGAAAACCGAGAUUACUGACAAAUUGCGGCAAGAGAUAAAUAAGGUUGUCAAUCGUUAUAUUGAUGAAGGUGUUGCAGAGCUUGUUCCUGGUGUCUUAUUUAUUGAUGAGGUUCAUAUGCUUGAUAUGGAAUGCUUUUCAUACUUGAAUCGUGCACUGGAGAGUUCAUUGUCUCCGAUUGUGAUUUUUGCCACUAACAGAGGCAUUUGUACUGUCAGAGGAACAGAUAUGACUAGUCCACAUGGCAUUCCAGUUGACUUGUUAGAUCGGUUGGUGAUUGUCAGAACCGAAACUUAUGGUCCAGCUGAAAUGAUACAGAUAUUAGCUAUACGUGCACAAGUGGAGGAACUAGAAAUAGAUGAAGAAAGCCUUGCUUACUUGGGCGAGAUUGGACAGCAAGCUUCCUUAAGGCAUGCUGUACAGCUACUAUCACCAGCCAGUGUAGUCGCCAAAAUGAACGGCCGUGACAAAAUCUGCAAGAUGGAUCUAGAAGAAGUAAAUACAUUGUAUCUUGAUGCGAAAUCAUCUGCCCGACUUCUUCAAGAGCAACAGGAUAGAUACAUCUCAUGAGAAACUGUACCGUAAUAUCCUGUUCAUUCUUAAAUCUGGACGCUAUAGCUUUGUUCGUUGAGGUGCUCGUAUCCAAAUUGCAUUUUGCAAGUCAAUUUGUUUCAUUUAAGGAUGUGGCUGUCUUCUGUAACUGAUGUUUCAUUACGUUAAGCGUACAUUCUAGCCCGUUGCGGUGAGGUGACUCCUGUGUAUUUGAUACUCUUGCUAAAAAUGUGUGGUGCGGAAUUUUUUCAGUAAUGGCUGUUUGUUACAAGAUACUUACAUUAUCCUAACCCUAAACCUGUUAGAUAAUGAUCUGGUUUUUCGACAUAUUUUGAAGAUGAAUUUAUUUUCUUCUCCAA